AGGAUUCUGGCCCAAGACGCUCCGACUCAGGCCAGCUCGCCCUCAGCUUGGGAAAGACUCGCGUCUCGACGCGGCCCCGAGUGAGCCGCUCAGGCCAUGACGCAACCACUGAUGUCUGACGGGGCGAACGGCCUGCCUGUUGCAGACGAAGCUGAGAAAAGUAAGGCGUCAGCCAAAAGUGUCAAGAUGAUCAGUGCCAUCUUCGUCGUCGGCCAUGCGAUCAGCUUCGGGCUCGCGUUUGCCAUCUACAAGCUGGGCAGCACCUCGAAGUACGACAGCGCAGCUAAAGCAGCGUUCAACGCCGAUGGGUCGGGAAUGGGAGCGUACGCCUUCUUUUCUGCAGUGGUGUACUCCAUGCUCACAUGGUGGCUCAACAUGUACCCGCUCAUACCGAAAUCACGGGUGAUGCUCCAGAACAAACAAAUGCGAUCUAACAUGUACAUCUACCAGGUCAACGGCAGUUCGCCCAGUGAGCAGCCAGCUGUCUUGUUGGAUGAAACUGGGGACGUGGGAAUGUACAAUCGUGCAAACCGGUCCAUGCACCACUUCACAGAGUGGACUGGGGGGGUCUUGUUUACGUCGCUGUGUUGCAUCCAUGUCUACCCUUUUCCAGUUUUCGUCCUCAUUGUUGUGUUGGCAGUUGGACGCGUCUUGCACCAGAAUGGCUAUGCAACAGGAGGGUAUGGGAAGCACGCUCCAGGGUUCAUGCUCGCAAUUGCUUCAUACACGACCAUUGAGAUGCUGUGUUUGAUCGCGGGCGUCAGGCAGUUGAUGCUGAGUUGAGCCCGUGGCUGCUGUAAGCGCAUCGGGGCUCGUUGCAGCCCUCAGUGCCCUCCACUCUGUCUUCAUAGUAUCCAGUUGCGCUGCCGCGCCGAUCCACCACCGCGUUUGGGGAAGCAGCGCGGCAGAUCUGUGUUGGUGAAUCGUUGUAGCGCAAAAUGGCUCUAGGUAUCUAUUUUUUUCUGUUCCCCCGGCAAGCCCUGCCACGGGUACGGGCUCUGCCCUCUUCUAGAGUCGGGGCCCUUUUCUGAGACCAUGCGGCUUCCUGAGCCACCUCGGGCCGCCGAACGAGCUCGAUCGUUGCUUCGUUCGGCACGGGGGCCAUGCUACCAGAAGCCCCCUCUCUGGCUCCUCACGACGGUGGUGGUGGCGUCGAUCGAUGUUCUUCGCCCCUACAUGCAGACGACACCCAGAAGUAGGGUGUCCCAGAAGGGGCCGCGACUCCGAGAUCUUGGCGUCUCUUCAUCGGCGGAAAAAAUCGAAGGCCUGGGCGAGGGCGACU
Prorocentrum cordatum is the source of this 1282-nucleotide messenger RNA. NCBI's taxonomy places the organism in Eukaryota, Dinophyceae, Prorocentrales, Prorocentraceae. The record is from the annotation of a GenBank genome assembly.